CUUGUGAUUAGAGGUCGUUAAUUAAACAAAACCCCGACCGACGUUGCCAACCCGGCUUUUGAAUUUUGCUGAUCACAGUCAUUCAUACUAAGAGCUUGUUUAUACUGAAGUAGACAACAUUUUGUUUGAUUUCGGAAUUUUUGCAAGUGUUUUUGAACAAUGUCUGCGACUAAUCAACCCGACAAGACAAAACGGAUAGGGCGGUGGUAUUUCGGCGGGAUUGCUAGUGCUAUGGCCGCGUGCUGCACUCAUCCAGCUGAUCUUAUCAAGGUUCACCUACAGACACAACAGACAGAGAAGGUCAAGGUCACGACUCUAGUCGGCCGUAUCAUUAAGAAUGACGGAGUUCUGGGGAUAUAUAACGGACUAUCCGCCUCCAUCUGUAGGCAGUUGACGUACUCCACUACCCGGUUUGCUAUAUACGAGACGAUAAAGAAACAGCUGACUAAGGAUGGGAGUGUGAUGCCGUUCUACCAGAAGGUUGGCACGGCCGUAGUGUCGGGUGCCAUGGGAGGUUUCGUUGGUACCCCCGCCGACCUCAUCAACGUCAGGAUGCAGAAUGAUGUAAAGCUACCAAAAGAUCAACGAAGAAACUAUAGGAAUGCCUUUCACGGGUUUUACCGAGUGUUUCGGGAAGAGGGGAUUGCCAGGAUGUUCUCUGGUGCCACUAUGGCCAGUUCUAGGGCGAUCUUGGUCACCGUCGGACAGCUGGCAUGCUACGACCAGAUCAAACAGACGCUUAUGGACACAGGGUUCUUCAAAGACAAUGUGUUAACACAUGUAACCAGCAGCGCAGUAGCGGGUACCAUAGCCACGGUGAUUUGUCACCCAGUGGACGUAAUGAAAACUAGGAUGAUGAACGCACCGCCUGGAAAGUACAGUGGUUUAUUUGCAUGUGCAAAAGACAUUGGCAAAAACGGACCAUUAGGAUUUUUUAAGGGAUUCGUCCCCGCCUUCGUGCGAUAUGGACCUCAUACAGUCUUCAUAUUCCUUUUCCUGGAACAGAUACGACAGAACUUCGGGGACGACCCCGAGUAGCCACUAUGACGAAAGCGCUGCUAGUGUCUUCAUAGUUGCGAGUAGUUUCUCGAAACCAAGUACUUCUUAUCUCAUCAAAACACUGAACAUCAAUACUCUAGCUCGUAUUCCAGAAAAUUGAGUUAUUUGAUGAUGUUAUCAUGUUGUCUACAUAUAAGUAUUAAUUUAGGAUUGACUCUUGCUUUGGUCGAUUUCACGGAGUGAUGAAUUGAGUUGGUCUUGGAACAAUUUUUAUGAACUGCGAUUGUCAGUGAAGCACUAUGUUUGCAGAUAUGCAGAUUGAUAAAUCUCAAAUCCCCCGGAAAUACAACACUUCAACGAAGGAUUUUGUAUACAAAUGUGAAAAUAUCACCACAUCAAGUUUCAUACUGAAAUAUAUAGAUGAGUCAAAAAUGAUGUCAGGUUUUGUGUAAAGUUAUUUUCUCGAGAAAUGUGACUUACCAAGUGAUCGAGAAUAUGAAUAGUCGUCCCUUUAGAUGAAAAAAGCAUUGCAAGACAGUAAACGUUAGCUUUGAAAAUGUGACGAUAGUAUAUGUUUGUAAUACGUUAAUGUUUGUAGGUACUUUUGAUUAACUGUAUUUUGUUAUUACAG
Messenger RNA from Mizuhopecten yessoensis (Yesso scallop), 1630 nucleotides. RefSeq names its product mitochondrial dicarboxylate carrier-like. Gene Ontology annotation, molecular function: succinate transmembrane transporter activity; antiporter activity; oxaloacetate transmembrane transporter activity. Gene Ontology annotation, biological process: phosphate ion transmembrane transport; succinate transmembrane transport; malate transmembrane transport. The transcript is spliced from 9 exons. NCBI's taxonomy places the organism in Eukaryota, Metazoa, Mollusca, Bivalvia, Pectinida, Pectinidae. The record is from RefSeq and is a predicted model, not a curated record. Bases 160 to 1038 code for a protein of 292 amino acids.